This is a messenger RNA of Coniophora puteana RWD-64-598 SS2, 1286 nucleotides long. RefSeq lists its product as uncharacterized. Lineage: Eukaryota; Fungi; Basidiomycota; Agaricomycetes; Boletales; Coniophoraceae. The record is from RefSeq and is a predicted model, not a curated record. The transcript has 2 exons. Bases 81 to 1052 code for a protein of 323 amino acids.
ACGCAAUUUAUGGCAAUCAUAGACUCCGACCCAAGCCCCCCUCGCCUUAUCGGCCUCCACUUCAGCAACACGACCCCGCGAUGUCCAACGACACGCCUCAACAGCACCAACCCUCCAUAUCCGAUGUCCUCCUCGUCAAAUCCCACCUCUCACAACCACCAGCAUCUCUCCCUGUCGAGCUCAUCGACAUCAUCCUCGACGACGCGUCCUACUGGCCCUGCAGCACCUCCACAGUCGAGAAGCUCGACGGCGUCGGCUCCGCACACGGCGGUGUGCUAGACAAGGUGUGCAUGCGAAGCCUGCCGCUCGCCGUGGAGGGCACGGAGGGCGAGUCCAUGUGGCACGAGCAGAUGGAGCAGCACAGGCUAGGUGAACUCGAUGAUGAGCUCGGAGGAGAGAUGCCCGUGUUCGAAAAGACCGGGCCUGCACUUGGACCUCGACCCAGAUGUCCCACGGAGGGCGGUGUCCGAGGAUACCGGAACACGUCUGGGGCGGGGAUUGGUAACAGUGGCGCGGACACGGGCGCGGGUGUGGGCACGACCCAGGAAGCGGGAGCGGGAGCGAAGGUUGGCUGGAGAGAUGCGGGGGCCAAAGCAACGUGGGCGCCGCCGAGGGGCCAGUUCCCUUGCCGAAAGAUCGAGUUCGAGUUGUGCAGUCGUGAUCAGGGAUGGUCGUGGUGUCGCGUCCUGGGGAAGACGUACGAGCGCUCGUUCACGUGGUUCGACGCGCUGAUCGAGCGCGCUGACGUCGACGACAGCAAGAGCGAGCAACAUCCAAACGUACCGGGAGCCUUCCACCUCCAGCGGAACGUUCUCGCGAAGCGCGAAUGGGCACAGCACAAGAUAACGUGGCACUACCUUGAUGCCAUCAAGGAGGGCUCGCCCGAGGCGAAGGAAGCGGAUCGCAUGGGAAGGGGGUGGGCGAGUUUAGACGGGCAAAUGGUGAGAACGCUCAAGGCGGGGGACAACAUUGCACUUUGGAUGCGUUCAAGGCUCCCUGGGUCGUCCAUGGACGUGUCGAAGGCGAAAAUAACGGUGUGGUGGGCGGUGUAAGGAGGGUUCACGGUUGAACCAGGGGAAAAUGGUCGGAUGACGGGUGAACUCGAUUAUCUCAAUUAAUUGUACGCCAACAUAACAACGCUGCGCGUUUGUUAUAAUACAUCUUAGCUAUCCCUUUCCUGACAUAAACCUCGAAUCCGUGCUCAUCCUUGCGAUAGCGGCCGCUUCUCUCCGAAAAGCUCGAGUCCCGCGUAUUCUCCCAGGAGAGAAGUACGGAAGGGAAGCGUC